UUUGUGCAUAGUGAAGAAAAUGAGAAAGAGCAAGAGAUGCAAAUUGGAAGUCCAACAGAUGUAAAGCAUGUUGCUCACAUUGGUUGGGAUGGAGGAUCUGUCAAUCAAAAUCCACCCAGCUGGAUGAAUGAUUUUAAAGUAUCGGGAAAUAUCAAGGAGGAUGCUUCAUGCAUUUCUGAAGAUUUGACACGGUCACGUGAUAAACCGGGACUUCAAAAAUCGUCGAGAGAGCGUUGGAGCACUUUAGGUGGUUCACCAACAAAAGAAGGACCACGACGUGGAUCUUCGCAUUGCAGUGGAAACCCUAAAGUUUCACGGAGAUCAAAGGAAUCUCCUGAUAUUCCUAACGAUGGUUGUAGAAAAUCUCGUCGGAAAAAAUCAAAGGAUUCUGUAAAUGGUGGGUCUACAAGAUCGUCACGACGAGCACGUGGAUCUCAGACAGAAUCUAUGAUUGAUAUUCAAUGUCUGAUGCAGGAUCAUUGAUAUCAAUCUCCACUUAUACCUAAAUUAAGAUAAUAGAAGAGUUUGGAAUUUGCCUGAAAAUAACAUAUAUAUAGCUUUGGUUGGUUACUAGGAUAUAUAA
Molecule: messenger RNA, 583 nt
Organism: Arabidopsis lyrata subsp. lyrata
Lineage: Eukaryota; Viridiplantae; Streptophyta; Magnoliopsida; Brassicales; Brassicaceae
Product: CRIB domain-containing protein RIC8
Exons: 3
Source: RefSeq, a predicted model, not a curated record